UACGAGAUAUCACAUUAUUUCCCGUGUAUUGUAUUGAGUUUUACCCUACGAGCGAGGUAAAGGGUUUUCCCUAGGGAUGGAAUGGCCCUAUUUAUUACUUCACUAGUAAAGUAAAAUAACAUUUCGCCGCAGUCGAAAUUUUCAAACCGGCUUACGUGUCUAAUGCAACAUUCUAUUGAGAAGAAUUUCAGGCUCAAAUUGAAACAUACUUAGUAGCUGUUAAGCAGACUUAUUAAGAUGUUCGCAAUAAGUGUUACGUUGAUUAGUGUCCAGUUAUUUCACCAGGCACAUCUACAAUCGCUACCAUCGCCAUCAUCCAAUCAGCUUGCCAACUAUGCAGCAACACAUCCGAACGACACAACCAUUUUUGCACAAAAUGUAUUCGGCAUCACUUAUCCGACAUUGAGUUAUUCUCUCGGUGUUAACGGUAUGCCGUUUCUUCAAGACCAAUUUCUAAUGGAAAAAUUGCAAUCGCUCAAUCGAGAACGGAUUCCGGAACGAGUGGUUCAUGCAAAAGGGGCAGGCGCCUUCGGUUAUUUUCAGGUGACAAAUGACAUCAGUAAAUCCACAAAAGCCAACUUUCUACAGCCUGGAAAACGAACGAAAGUUGCGGUGAGGUUUUCAACCGGUACUGGAGAAUCUGGUUCGGCAGACACCAACUUCGAUAUGAAAGGAUUUUCGGUUAAAUUUUAUACCGAAGAGGGAACACACGACAUCAUCUGCCUCAACUUUCCAGUGUUUCUGGUGAGAGACCCAAUGGCAAUAUUCGAUGCUGUUAGAGCACGUAAACGGAACCCACAAAGCCAUCUCUUCGAUCCUAAUGCACUGUUCGAUAUGGCGUCGUACCGACCGGAGAUGACAAUGUUUUUGUUGUUCUUUUUCUCCGACAUAGCGUUCCCGAAGUACUUCAGACACAUUGACGGCUUCGCCAUUCACACCUUUAAAAUGGUCAACAAGAAUGGUGAACCGGUCUACGUAAAGUUUCACCUCUUAUCGAAUCAGGAAAAGGAAUUUAUUACGCUCCAAGAAUCUUUCCAAUUGGCUGGAUCGGAUCCCGAUUUAAUGUUGGCCGACCUCUUCGAUUCGAUUGAAAACAAGAAGUUCCCGUCUUGGACGAUGAAAAUUCAGGUCAUGACCUUCGAGCAGGCUAAGGCUCACCCAUACAAUCCAUUCGACUCAACCAAAUUUUGGAAAGAGGAAGAUUUCCCAUUGAUCACCGUGGGAGAGUUGGUUCUGAAUCAAAAUCCAGAAAACUACUUUGUCGACGUAGAACAAAUUGCCUUCAGUCCGGGUCGUAUGGUUCCUGGUAUCGAGGCAAGUCCCGAUGGUUUACUCCAUUCCAGAAUGUUUGUCUAUCCCGAUGCACAGCUACACAGACUGGGAACGAAUUACGCUCAAAUACCGGUAAACAGUUGCCCAUUCAGUGCACAGACAUAUCAAAGAGAUGGUAUGAUGAAUGUUGGUCGAAAUGGCGGAGGAUCACCGAACUAUCAUCCGAAUAGUUUCCAUGGGCUUAAUUCGAAUUCAGCCAGUCAUGCGAAACAACAUGUUUAUGCUGUGAGCGGUGACGUAGAUCGUGUCGACAUUGGCAGAAAUGACGACUUUCUGUUGCCUAAACACUUUUGGAAGAGCCGGGGCUCCGCGGAACAGGACAGAAUCAUUGGUAAUAUGGCAGCUGUUCUUAGUCGAACGGUUAAGCUGGUACAGGACAAUGUCCUUAACAACAUCAUCUACAAUAUAGAUAAGGCAUUCGGAGAUAAAUUGAAAGCAGCAUUGAACUGAAUGCUGACUGUGCUCAGAGCAGAUUUAAUGUUAACUUAACUGAUUAAGAAAAGCUGAAGCCUUCAAUUGCAUUAAAAAUUCAAAAUUGUAACCCAUCCUC
Bradysia coprophila is the source of this 1882-nucleotide messenger RNA. Its product is annotated as catalase-like. The record is from RefSeq and is a predicted model, not a curated record. NCBI's taxonomy places the organism in Eukaryota, Metazoa, Arthropoda, Insecta, Diptera, Sciaridae. Gene Ontology annotation, molecular function: heme binding; catalase activity. Gene Ontology annotation, cellular component: mitochondrion; cytoplasm; peroxisome. Gene Ontology annotation, biological process: response to hydrogen peroxide; hydrogen peroxide catabolic process.